AUGGGCCCCCGUACCGCCUCCUCAUGCUGCUGCCAGGCCCGUAAUCUGCCAUGGGCCCCCGUACCGACUCCUCAUGCUGCUGCCAGGCCCCGUAAUCUGUCAUGGCCCCUGUACCGCCUCCUCAUGCUGCUGCCAGGUCCAGAGUGUGUCAUGGGUCCCUGUACGGCCUCCCAUUGCUGCUGUCUCCAUCGCCACACUCUGCCAUGUGCCACUUUCAGGUCUCCUCACACUGCUGGUGGGUUCCAUUUUGUCAUAGGGUGCUGUAUGGCCUCCCAUUGCUGCUGCCUCCACCGCCACACUGUGGCUCCACACUCUGGUUUUGGCCCCGUGACUGCCCAAAUGAGUGAAGUGUGCGGUGAUUCUAAGAUCGACGGCACUCAUUUCUGC
Molecule: messenger RNA, 387 nt
Organism: Staurois parvus
Lineage: Eukaryota; Metazoa; Chordata; Amphibia; Anura; Ranidae
Source: the annotation of a GenBank genome assembly